AUGAGCGCCAAUAACACUACGCUGCCGAUCGAGGCGGAAAGCCCGAGCCAGGUCUCUCUCAAUGUGCCGUAUAUCCUGUUGGAGCUCGUCAUCGCGCUGCUGUCGUCGGUCGGCAACUUGCUGGUGUGCGUCGCCGUAAUGAAGAACCGCCGCCUACGCACGGUCACCAACUACUUCUUGGUGUCACUGGCGGUGGCCGACGUGUGCGUGGGUGCUGUUGCCAUCCCCUGCGCCAUCAUGACGGACCUGGGCCUCCCGCGCCACAACUUCCUGCUGUGCGUGCUCAUGCUGUCUGUGCUCAUCAUGCUCACGCAGAGCUCCAUCUUCAGCCUGCUGGCUGUUGCCGUCGAUAGAUACGUGGCCAUUUUCAGCCCGUUUCGAUACAAGGUGAUAAUGACGCACCGCAACGCUCUAAUCACCAUCGUGCUCACCUGGCUCGUGGCCUUCCUCAUCGGCCUGGUGCCGGCCAUGGGCUGGCACAAGGGUGCGCCCAGCGACAGCUACUGCUACUUCGUGGCCGUCGUUGAUAUGAACUACAUGGUGUACUUCAACUUCUUUGGCUGCGUGCUCACGCCUCUGCUCAUCAUGUUCGUCAUCUACGCGCGCAUCUUCCUGCAAGUGCGGUACCAGCUGCGUCGCAUCGCCAACGAGGCCAGGGGCGGCGCCGGCAAUGCCCAGGAACGCAGCAUGCAGUCGCUGACGAAGGAGGUCAAAACAGCGACCUCGCUCUUCCUGGUGCUCUUCCUCUUCACAGUCUGCUGGAUUCCCCUCCACGUCCUCAACUGCAUCAGCCUAUUAUGCCCAGGCAGCAACACGCCGUACGGCCUGCUUCUCGCCGCCAUCAUUCUCUCGCAUGCCAACUCAGUGGUCAAUCCCUUCCUGUACGCCUAUCGCAUGAAGUCGUACCGUCGUGCUUUCCUGUCGCUCAUUAUGUGCCGGGGCGCGAGGGAAACCGACGAUGACACGCAGGUUCCCAGCACCAUCGUGGGCAUAGAGACUUCACGCACCAACCUGCCCAACAUGGUGCUGCAGGGCAACCCAGGGUAGCGUGGCAUUAAGCCUCCUCACAGGCAAACUUGGAGCCAGCAAAGCAUAAUCACAGAUAAGCUUGUGAGCUCCAAAGCCAAUAUUGUGAGUCACCAACUCAGAGAAGAGUUUACUUCACAGUAUGUAAUAUUGAAGCUUAGGCGGAGGUGGAAUGGGAUUUUCCCAUUGUAAAUGUGGACAAAAUUUGUCCAUAGUUACACUACGUAACACAACUUUUGUUCCUGGGUAGUAAGUGUUAUUUCCUAAUUGUUUAUGCCUCAAAAGAAUAUAAAAUGGUCAUCAUUCCCCACAAACUUUGCUUUUGUGACCAGGACAGCGAUAUUUUGAAAUUGACCUAUUUUCAAUGAGAAAACGGGCAAAUAUGUUUUUUUGUACACAUAAAGUAAAAAAAAAACUACAUAUGAAUCAAAAUUAACAUGUAUUUAUACUAAAUUACAAAAAUUACUACAAAAGAUUUAGAAGUGAGUAGUUUUUCGAGAUUUACGAUUAUACUGUAAAUCACUUUCACGAAUCAGACCCCAAAUUUAGUCUGCCAUCAUGUUCUCGUUAUACUGUUCAUGUUAGCGGCGUUCAAAGUCCAGUACAGUAUAUCCAGGUGGAAGCGCUCGCCUUGCUCCUCCGAAAACGCUCACAUGUUCUACUUGAAUUUAUCAAGAUGAACAUCAAGGAUAUAUGAGGGACAUCCUACAGCCCAUCGUGCAGUAGUUCUUCACCAGUCUCAACCAGCUCCACAUAGUUUUCGACCUUGUGAUUGCCCAGGAAACCACCAACCACUGCGACAAAGCUGUUCCAAACCGUGUUCUUUUUAAAUCCUUUAUAUUAAGUUUGCGUGCUUGCGUGCUUGCUUGCUUGCUUAGGACCGUGCAAAUCUUUCGGUCGUUUUUUAACCCACUUCCCGUGAUCCAAUCGAGCUGACAUUUUCCACACAGACUCGUUGUGUGUGACAAUUAAUUUUCGUGAAAUUUUUUUCCCAAAAUUUUACACUGUUUAGGGAAAACAAAUUAAAUAUUUAAUUACCAAUUGCUUAAUACUGGCAGACAAUCAUCUGACCCAUAGAUUGCAGCCAUCUCAAGCCAGAGGACGAGAGAACUCUAGCCACCACGCAUAUAAAGGAUUUUACGGGUUUACUUGUUACUAGUGAGCUUCUUGGGGAAUUCAUUGCACUCCAGGAUCUUCUUUACCUGUGGUCCGACGAAGACACCGGCUUUGACCUUUGCCUCAGACAGUUUAGGGAUGAAGUCUUGAAGGUAUUUGAAGGCUGCCGACUCCUUAGUUACAGCUCUGACAAAUUGUUUCAUAAGGCCCAAUUUGAUGUGCAGUGGUGGCAUCAGGAUCUUCCGGGGGUCCACCAGUGGCUCCCACUUGACGUUGUUCCUCCCCACAGAGAACUCGGUCUGCUGUGGCUAGUCCCGCCUGUGGUAAUGCGCCUUGGUGUCUAAAUCUUUUGUAAUCAUUUUUUUAUUACUUAAGUAUAAAUACAUGUUAAUUUUGAUUCAUAUGUUGAUUUUUUCUGACUUUAUGUGAACGAAAAGACAUAAAUUCGUCCGUUUUCUCAUUGAAAAAAGCUAAAUUUUAAAAUAUCACUGUCCUGGUCACAAAAGCAAAGUUUGUGGGGAAUAAUAGCCAAUUUCUGUAUUUUUAAUGCAUAAGCAAUUAGGAAAUAACACUUACUACCCGGAAACAACAUUUUUUGUUACACAGUGUUAUCAGCCUCAACCCUGAAAACCUAAAUAACUUUCACCUCUCUCAGCAACCUGCUUUUGCCAGUGAACACAAAGCUUAUUCUGUAGCUGUUUCAUUAAAAAAGAAAUGCACAAAUGAACAUCGGUAAAAUGAGCCGGACUAGCCAGUUUGUACAGCCAGCAUAAUUCAAGGGAAUGGGCAAGCAGAUAAUCCUCAUGCCUUUCACAUACACAUAACAGAUUAAAGGUCAAAUUACAAAAUAAUUGCUACGGCACACCACAUGACACAACAUGCAUGUGUGUUAGACCUCUUUAAAAUAUGUAUAAGCACUGUAUAUCAAAUUAUUGUAUUGAUUAUUUAUAUUUAUUUAUUUAUUUGUGAUGAUGUACUGGACACCAUUAUAGUAAUGCUGAUACAUCAUGGGACCUCCUUUGCCAGUACCAAAGAAUGAUAAUAGGUUUUUCCCCUUUUUUAUGGCAACAAAACAGGUGUUAAGAUGUUAAAACACCAAACUGAAACCUUUCAAGAGGAAUCAUGUCUGCAUUAACCACAAUGCUUGUGGUCAGAAUGCAAACAAAAAAUAUACUCUGAUAAUAUAUGCAUUGUCCUGGUCUAACACCGUUUGAGAGGUUAAAAAAAAAACUGUCUCUGGUGUGGACCAAUCAGUUUCAAGGACAAUGCAUAUAUUGUCAGAGUAUUUUUCGAUUUAAAGCUUUCGUGACUGCAGGGAUUCAUCCUCUUAGUUCUUUCGGUAAAGUCACGUAGA
Lethenteron reissneri (Far Eastern brook lamprey) is the source of this 3496-nucleotide messenger RNA. RefSeq names its product adenosine receptor A1-like. Gene Ontology annotation, cellular component: plasma membrane. Gene Ontology annotation, biological process: G protein-coupled adenosine receptor signaling pathway. Gene Ontology annotation, molecular function: G protein-coupled adenosine receptor activity. NCBI's taxonomy places the organism in Eukaryota, Metazoa, Chordata, Hyperoartia, Petromyzontiformes, Petromyzontidae. The record is from RefSeq and is a predicted model, not a curated record.